Molecule: messenger RNA, 1328 nt
Organism: Austrofundulus limnaeus
Lineage: Eukaryota; Metazoa; Chordata; Actinopteri; Cyprinodontiformes; Rivulidae
Product: butyrophilin subfamily 3 member A3
Molecular function (GO): protein binding
Source: RefSeq, a predicted model, not a curated record
AGGUCAGAGGUCCUGGAGCUCAUCUGGAACCAAGAUGACACCUGGCCCACAUUUCUCUGCAGGCUCUUCAUCCUGCAGUGGGCCUCCAUGCUGGAGAACAAGCAGAGACUCAUGCAGACUGACGGCUGGCCGGAGACAGAUGAGGACAAACAGCCUGAUCUGAUGACCUUACAGGACCUUCAGCAGGCCAAAGCUGUCAUCUUCAACUGGAUCAAAGAUCUGCGUGCUCAGCCUGAGCAAAGCGUGUGGCCUGGAGAGCCAGUGGUAAAGAUCCUGGAGGACCUGCAGUCGGCCUGGCGUUGGAGGCGUGUUCCCAAUCUGCUGACCGCCAUGGAGCUGGUCAUGUGGACCUUAGUGUCCCAGAGGUCUGAGAAGGACAAAAUUCCACAGCAGUGGCUUCUGUGGAAGCAGAGAACUCAAAAGAUUGGUGCCAUAUCUUACAUUCCUCAGCCAGUGUGGGACUGGAUUGCAGAUGCCUCAGUGGACGUGACCCUGGACCUGGACACGGCUAACCCGGAUCUGCUCAUCUCCCCUGAUGAGAAGAAGAUGCGCUGCGGCUUCGAAAGAAAAGAUGUCUCCAACCUCCACCAGCGCUUCGACGGCUGGUGGUGCGCCGUCGGGGCGGAGGGCCUGGGCUCGGGCCGCCACUACUGGGAGGCGGAGGUGGGCGAGCGUGACUGGCGGCUGGGCGUGGCCAAAGAGUCGGCUCUGAGGAAGGGCUUCAAGUCCCUCAACACAAACACGGGGUACCUGACCCUGCGGCUGGAGAGGGGCACCGAGCUGAAGGCCCUGACGGUGCCCUUCACUGCCCUGCCGCCUGGCCUCAUCCCCCGCAAGGUGGGCGUCUACCUCGACUAUGACCACGAGCAGCUGUCCUUCUACGACGUGGACAAACACGCGCACAUUUACACCUACAACGAGCCCUUCGUUGAGCGCCUCUUCCCCUUGUUCGGAACGGUGGAGAUCGUCAAGGAUCUGGUGAUCAGGUCUCCAGCAGCAAAGACCCACUGUCUCUGCCCCACAUCCUGCCUGUGGGCUUAGAUUAUCCUCUGCCUGCAACAAUCGUCAUGAUCGAGUAAAACAAACAGAAGCACAGAGGAACCCUGAAGACCAACAAACAACUCCACUGCGUGACCACUCUGUGUUCUGCUUCUGCUUUAACGUGAAUGCUGCUAACACUUUAACACUAUAGUUAUAAAGCACUUUACUUUGCUCACAUGUAGUCAUACAUCUGAGAAAAAAAAUCUAUGUUCUAAUUUUAUCUUUUGCUCAAUCUGUAAAUGGAAAUGCACUUGUGUGAAUAGCAAAUAAAGCAAAUUGUGACCGAA